AAGGGAGCGGUUCGUUCGUGCCUCUGUAUUCGGAGUGCGUUUGAAGCAUCUUUAUCGCGCACCAGUCUACGUGCGUACAUUUUCAUUCUACCUGGACAGGGUUGUUAUUGAGUUAACAAACAUUCUGGAAACAUGAGUAUUGAGUGGAACCGUAGACAAAUUCAGCAAGUCGUAGAACUGUACAGAGAAAAGCGGGAAUUGUGGGAUCAUGCAGAUGAUAAUUAUCAUACAAAAAACAAGAAAAAUGAUGCUUGGCUGUGGAUCGCAAAUGGUAUGGGCUGCAAAGUCGAUGAAGUGAAGAAGAAAAUGGCCUCCUUAUUGUCUUCGUACAGAAGAGAAAGAAUGAAAAUGAAAAAGUCUAUGUACUCUGGAAAAGGACGGGCUAGUACUUGGUUUGCUUUCAAGUACUUCACAUUCCUGAAAGAAAAAUACGCACCUACACGUAUCAUGAAGACAGAAAUCAUUUCUGAUGAUGAAGAAAACCUCCAAGAGUCUUCACAAAAUGUUUUUGGAGAAGCAUCAAAUAUAGAUCACACAUCUCGUGAGGAAUUUGCCACAUGUGCUGCUACUAAUGAAGAAGGAAGGUCGCGCAAACGAAAAGUUUCCCAGUCUGCUAAACAACAGAAUAUGAAAAGCAAGAAAAAAGAAGAACCAAGGCCCAUGCAAGCGUACAGUACUUUGGAUAGUGUGGGAAAUAUUCAUCACGAUGAAUGCUCUACUUUUGGCGAACAUAUUACAACAAAGCUUCGAAAAUUUGACGAGAGACGAAGAACAAUUUUAAUGCAUAAGAUAAAUAAUUUGAUCUUCGAGGAAGAGAUGUGCCUGUACUCACAGCAACAUACAUCAGAUGCUGCAUCUUUUUCUCUCACUGUCUCUCCUCAUUGUAGUUCUGAACCACAGUUCUAACAGAUUUCAUGCCAUUCAUAGUUAAUUGUUCAACCUCUUCACCCUAUUCAUCCUCAAGCUCAUUCAUCUACUGUUUUUCAUAGUCAGCAAUGUCAUGCCAAAUUACAUCAUUUUUAACUCGCCAAACAAUCACAACCAAAUCUAUUCAUUCACUUCAACAAUUGCAAUCACUAGAUACAACUGAAUCCAUAACUAUAACGUGCUGUUUAAAUAGUUGUGUACCUUAAGUGUGUUUUGUCUGCACUAAUGUGUUAAAACUGUCCAUUGAUUGUUGAAUAUUUCAGUAACUACCCAGUAUUUUUAGUAAAGGUGACAAAUGUAAGUUUUUUGUGUUAGUAUGAGUGUAAUCUGAGGUAUUCUUAUUAUGAAAAUUUGUGUAACAUGUAACAGAAUCAAACCUACAAAAUACGUUUGUAGAUAUUCGAGAGGAAGUGAAUCGAAUUGGUAAUGCAAACAAAUUCAUGGCCUAUCUUCCAGCUGUCUUCUUCUUCUGUUUUCUAUUAUCUUCUAUCGAUACGUACAUAAACUGUCUUGUGCCACACUGUUGUCUGUAUGUCAAAGCUAAGCUCAGAAACUACUUUAGGGAUUUUGAUCCAGUUUUGAUUAAUAGACUGUUACACAAUGAAGGUUUGUGUAUAUAAUUUAUAAAUAACUGUUCCACACCGCUGUUAAAACGAUGCUAUUGCCCGCUAACGUUACAGGCACUGCAAUUCCUGAGACCAGGGAAGUCUGACCAAAAUCUCUGUUGGGCCUGGUGAUUUCAUGGUAAAGUAAAAGGUCGUGGCAGCAAAUUGCGGGCUGACCACUGAUGUUUAUCUCAGCUCUUUAACAUUGAAUUCACCUCUCAAUGAUGUGGAGAUUCGUCAGAAAUAAAACGUUUGCAUUCCACAUUAAAAUGGGUGGAUAACUGGGUAGGGACAUACAGGACACCAAAGUGACAUCCACUUGAAAGACUUGCACCAGGCUAUUCAACCAGAUAAAAUGAUUAUUAACACAAGCUAUACAUUUAUUAUACACAGUGUAUAUUCACCUUCAAUACAUCUUAUGAAUUAACAUCCCCUGCUGCCUCUUUCUGCCUGUAUGUGAAGGCUACUCUCAGCAACUACUGCAGUGUGUUGACACUUGCACUAGACUGGAUCUGUCAGCAAGUUCUCAUAAGGCAUGAAUACUACCUGUUCCAUAUUUAAAUGUCAUUUGGACUGACAUCUCAUAGCAAAGAUGGGAGAUAAGCUACUGCCUCUCUGCAGCAUAUGUAAGCCUUCAAUGUCCAGCUCAUGUUGCUGGCACAUUUCAGUAACUUGUAUGAAAGUGAUGAUAUUCAGUUACUUAACGUUGACUUAUUCAGUUUUAAUCAUAACUCUAUGUGCAGCUCUCACAAAUGUAUUGAAACAGAGUGUAAAGGUAAACUGUUAGUCCUCAUUGUCUUCAUAUAAAAAAAUUCCUACAUAAGGAGCUCUAGUUACUUGUUUCAAGUAAUUACUAGUAGUGAAAUCACAUGUGUCCAAAGUAUAAAGUGUAUAACGAAUAGUUUUGCCUUCAGAUAGACUGACAAUAAGUAGGCAUAAAAGACCGUUUUUAGUGCUAUUUAGUGCAAAGUAUAAAUUUUUUAAAAAUCAAAGAGAAACCACAAAAAAAUCGCGAAAUAUCAAGCAAAAAACACUAUUUUGUCAAAAAGUUGAUUUUAGUAAUAAGAAAGCCAAAUAGAAAUGUAUGAAGAAUAAUAUUAAUUUUU
Molecule: messenger RNA, 2638 nt
Organism: Schistocerca cancellata (South American locust)
Lineage: Eukaryota; Metazoa; Arthropoda; Insecta; Orthoptera; Acrididae
Exons: 3
Coding region: 133-906 (257 amino acids)
Source: RefSeq, a predicted model, not a curated record